Phaedon cochleariae (mustard beetle) is the source of this 663-nucleotide messenger RNA. NCBI's taxonomy places the organism in Eukaryota, Metazoa, Arthropoda, Insecta, Coleoptera, Chrysomelidae. The record is from the annotation of a GenBank genome assembly.
AGAGAAAUGGUGCACUACUCAAAACUGCAUUUACUUUUUCCCAAUAUUUCUAAAUAAUGUGAAUAUGUCUGAAAGUGAGUUGCAAGAGGAAGAGAGAGAAGUCCUUUCUUCUAUUUAUGAUGGUGAUGAAAGCUUCAAACAAAUAGACCAAAACACAUAUCAAUACAAGUAUGGAGAAAGUGAUACAUUGAAGUCUUUUCUGUUAGAAAUAAAGUGGGGCCAGAUGUAUCCUAAUGAGCUACCAAGCAUAAACAUGGACACCUUCUAUAACAAGCAUGUUGUUCCCUUGUUAAAGAAAAAAAUCAUUGAUUUAGUAACUGAAGAGGCCAACCAAUAUUUAGGAAUGUCAAUGACCUACUCCUUAUUUGAAUUUAUUAAAGAAAAAUUUGAUGAGUUAAUCAAUCAGCAACCAGAGGAGUCAGAAAAGCUAGAAGUUGAUAAAUUGUGUAUCACAGAGCAAGACACACAAGAGAGCUUGAAGAAGGAGAGGAAAGAACAACUCACUAAAUCCCAGAAAAGAAGACAGUGGAACAGGUUGGACAGCAAAGGUGAGAAACCUAGAGGCUGGAAUUGGGUUGAUAUAGUCAAACAUCUCUCACAGACAGGUUCUAAAGAAGAAAAUCAACCAAUUUCUUGAAACUUCAUUUUUGUACAGCUUUAUUA